AUGGUGCCGUGGGAUGGGGAUGAGAUGCUUCUGGUCGCGUGGGACGAGCGGUGGCCCGAGAGCAUCACGCUACACGACGGAGAGCAUGGGGGGAUGGGGGUUCAUCAUAUUUUUUUUUCCAUGUGCAUAAACAAUGCCAUUUACACGCAUUCCUUCCUCAUCUCGUUGGUGACUCGAUGGGGCAGCAGGCCUCUGCCUGCACAAGACACGGCUCGAGACUGGCCGAGUCCUAGUGCAGGGCAGUCGGUAUGUCCCCCAAGGUUUGCGUCAGAUGGCCCCCCAGAAUCUCAACAGCCCGGCUUUGUAACCAACCGCCCGACGAACCAAACCCUGCAGGCAGUGUGUUUGCUUUCAUCGGCUCAAAACGAGGUUGCCGCGCGCAUGCAUCUGUCUGCCGCGCCGACCCGCGCAACGCGGUUCGAGGUGCCCGGGGUGCCUUGGGACAACUCGUACCCCCCCAAAGGUAUGGCGUGUCUGUGCCAGCUGCUACGUAUCCUCCUCCCAAGGUAUGGCGUGCCGCGCCAGCUGCUUGAGCAACUCCCAUGUUGA
Ustilaginoidea virens is the source of this 549-nucleotide messenger RNA. RefSeq lists its product as uncharacterized. The record is from RefSeq and is a predicted model, not a curated record. NCBI's taxonomy places the organism in Eukaryota, Fungi, Ascomycota, Sordariomycetes, Hypocreales, Clavicipitaceae. The coding region runs from base 1 to 549 and encodes 182 amino acids. The transcript is spliced from 2 exons.